Molecule: messenger RNA, 303 nt
Organism: Botrytis porri
Lineage: Eukaryota; Fungi; Ascomycota; Leotiomycetes; Helotiales; Sclerotiniaceae
Exons: 2
Coding region: 1-303 (100 amino acids)
Source: RefSeq, a predicted model, not a curated record
AUGGCCUCCUUCUUCUACGAAGGAGCCCUCAAGACCACAAUUGGCCGCUACCUCCGAAUCUUCGCUAUCACAGUCUAUGCCGAUUACAAGAUCAAGGCAGAUGGUAUCGACGGUAUCCAAUGGGACUCAUCUCACAUGGUCCCUAUCAACGCUAUCAAGGUAUUUGAAUGCCGAGAAGGUGCCGAUUAUGCCAUCAACCCAUGUCCUGAUUGUGAGACAUACCCUGGACAGUACAACAACACCAUCAAGAACGCUUUCAACUACCAAGCCGCUUGGUUGGAGAAGGCUGGUCGCUUUAUCUAG